GGUAGUUGAGUUCACAGUCCUGUCGUGAUUACGAGUGCUAACUCCAGUUCUCUCUCUGCUGACGACCAAAAUACGACAGAAAUACGACCGGAAUACGACCGAAAUACGACCCUGGACUGUUUGAAUGGACAAAUAAGGGGUGCCAGCGUGCGUUUGGACACCGCCGGAAUGGACAUCACCACCCGCUGCACCCUGGGCGACCCUAACAAGCUGCCGGAGGGCGUGCCUCAGCCCGCGCGCAUGCCCUAUGUCUCGGACAAGCACCCGCGGCAGACGCUGGAGGUGAUCAACCUGCUGAGGAAGCACCGUGAGCUGUGCGACGUGGUGCUGGUGGUGGGCGCGAAGAAGAUCUACGCGCACCGCGUCAUCCUGUCGGCGUGCAGCCCCUACUUCAGAGCCAUGUUCACGGGGGAGCUGGCCGAGAGCCGCCAGACCGAGGUCGUCAUCCGCGACAUUGACGAGCGCGCCAUGGAGCUGCUCAUCGACUUCGCCUACACCUCGCAGGUGACGGUAGAGGAAAGCAACGUGCAGACGCUCCUGCCGGCCGCCUGCCUCCUGCAGCUGGCUGAGAUCCAGGAGGCGUGCUGCGAGUUCCUGAAGCGUCAGCUGGACCCCUCCAACUGCCUGGGCAUACGGGCCUUCGCCGACACACACUCGUGCCGGGAGCUGCUGCGCAUCGCAGACAAGUUCACCCAGCACAACUUCCAGGAGGUGAUGGAGAGUGAAGAGUUCAUGCUGCUCCCAGCCAAUCAGCUGAUAGACAUCAUUUCGAGUGACGAGCUGAAUGUGCGCAGUGAGGAGCAGGUGUUCAACGCGGUCAUGGCCUGGGUCAAGUACAGCAUCCAGGAGCGGCGACCGCAGCUCCCGCAGGUCCUGCAGCAUGUGCGUCUCCCUCUCCUGAGCCCCAAGUUCCUGGUGGGCACGGUGGGCUCCGACCCCCUCAUCAAGAGUGACGAGGAGUGCAGGGACCUGGUGGACGAGGCAAAGAAUUACCUGCUCCUCCCUCAAGAACGCCCCCUAAUGCAGGGUCCUCGCACACGGCCCCGGAAGCCUAUCCGCUGCGGUGAGGUCCUGUUUGCCGUAGGCGGAUGGUGCAGCGGUGAUGCCAUCUCCAGUGUGGAGCGAUACGAUCCCCAGACCAACGAGUGGCGGAUGGUGGCCUCCAUGAGUAAGCGCCGGUGUGGCGUGGGCGUCAGCGUCCUCGACGACCUGCUCUACGCCGUCGGAGGCCACGACGGCUCCUCUUACCUGAACAGUGUGGAGAGGUACGAUCCCAAGACUAACCAGUGGAGCAGUGAUGUGGCUCCCACCAGUACAUGCAGGACCAGUGUGGGUGUGGCUGUGUUGGGUGGUUAUUUGUAUGCAGUGGGUGGCCAGGAUGGUGUCUCAUGUCUCAACAUAGUAGAAAGAUACGACCCGAAGGAGAACAAGUGGACGCGCGUGGCAUCCAUGAGCACGCGACGUCUGGGUGUGGCCGUGGCUGUGCUGGGCGGGUUCCUCUAUGCCGUCGGAGGCUCGGACGGCACUUCUCCUUUAAACACUGUGGAGAGGUACAACCCGCAGGAGAACCGCUGGCACACGGUGGCACCCAUGGGCACCCGACGCAAGCACCUGGGCUGUGCCGUCUACCAGGACAUGAUCUACUCUGUGGGCGGCCGCGACGACACCACCGAGCUCAGCAGUGCCGAGAGAUAUAACCCUCGGACCAACCAGUGGUCACCCGUGGUUGCCAUGACGUCCAGGCGGAGCGGGGUCGGCUUGGCUGUGGUGAACGGCCAGUUGAUGGCAGUGGGGGGUUUUGACGGCACUACAUACCUGAAGACAAUAGAAGUGUACGACCCAGACGCCAACACGUGGAGGCUCUACGGUGGCAUGAACUACAGGAGAUUGGGAGGAGGGGUUGGGGUAAUAAAAAUGACUCACUGUGAAUCACAUAUAUGGUAAUACCCCCAGCACCCCCUCCUCUGGUACCCCGCACCCUAGAUGCUUUCACAUAGCUUGUGCCUCUCAUUGAGACUUUGAUUCAUGUGCAAGAGGACAGAAAAGACUACACGCGCAAGACUAUUUCAUCUCAAGCCACUGAGGUCACAACGCCAAGGAUCUCCAGCUGCCAACUGACGACGGUCCACCGCAGGGCUACAGUCUGAGGUCCUCCGCACAGGACCUGCCCCCGAGCGGAAGGCCAGUUUCCGUUCACGAGACAUGAAGCUGCUCGGAAAGGCAGGCGGCAGAUGUAUGUGUGAGACUUCUGAAUUGCGUGACUCAUCACGGUAAAGUGAAGCUAAUGUGCAUCACAGCCCUACCUAAAUACGAGUGCUAGAGUGUUUGAAUUGUUUUAAUCCUAUGAAUUGGAUGCACUGUGAUGUUUUUUUUCCCCCCAUUUUGUUGAUUGCUGUUUUUCUGUGUUGUCCCACCUGCUGCUUCACCCCCCCGGAGACGUUGGUGGUGCUAGAGAGGUAGUUUACACGAACAAUGUCACGCUGGAUUUCCGACAUUAGCGGUUAUUUUGGAUUUAUAAACUCCCUGCUUCGAUCUGGUUUUAGUUUUAAUAAAGCAGCUCCGUGUUUGGGAAACGAACCAACCACGUUUUAACCGGUCCUCUUUAUGCUGUGCAAAAGAGUCUCCGCUUUCCGCUGCAAGGUGGCUGUACCCAGCUCGCAGCGAGGGCUCGUCUGUCUGGUCAGCAGCAAGGCCACCUCUGGAAGAACAUGGAGGGGAGAACAGUGGGGAUGGUUCUUCCAGCCAGUGGCGGGUAUUUAUCUCGCAGUACCAACAGUAGCAGACAGGGGGUGCCCUCAGCCAGGCGCUGCCCUUGUCCACACUUCCAUCCUGUUUGUAUUGCUUCUGUCCCUGCAGACCUGGUCUGGGACAGGGUGAGCUACCGUAGACCCAUGUGAUGUCCACCAUAUCAUUUUCUGAAGAGGUUUUGAGCAUUUCGGCACUAUUCACAUCCAUGUGGUAGGAAUGUGCACUUUAUCCUGGAAGGAGUGCUGAGGAUGUUCACUAACUGUUCUGUUUUAAACACAGUGACACGUAAUCAUAAAAUACCAAUGGUGGGUUAUGUUUUUAAUGUGGAUGGCGUUCAUAAGCUAUGGCCCCUAGGGUAAUAGUUUCUGAUACAUGAACAAACGGUGUCCUGUUCUGACCUGCAAACUUUGCAUCUAAAUGUUGAGAUUUACUAAAUAAAUUAAAAAAAAAAGUUA
Molecule: messenger RNA, 3203 nt
Organism: Electrophorus electricus (electric eel)
Lineage: Eukaryota; Metazoa; Chordata; Actinopteri; Gymnotiformes; Gymnotidae
Gene: klhl20
Product: kelch-like family member 20
Biological process (GO): Golgi to endosome transport; proteasome-mediated ubiquitin-dependent protein catabolic process; protein K33-linked ubiquitination
Cellular component (GO): PML body; trans-Golgi network
Molecular function (GO): type II interferon binding
Source: RefSeq, a predicted model, not a curated record